AUGGCAGCAACAGCUGUUAUUCAGAUGAAACCAAAGAGACCUAUCAAUGGAUUCUUGAAUGUUUAUUGUGUGCUACCAAUGACCUUGCACCAUGUGUAAUAUUUACUGAUUCAGAUACUGGUAUGGUUGCUGCUAUCCAUGGAACACUUCAACAACAAAACAUAAUCAUUGUAUUUGGCAUAUACAUAAGAAUAUUGAAAGGAUAA
This is a messenger RNA of Entrophospora sp. SA101, 206 nucleotides long. Lineage: Eukaryota; Fungi; Glomeromycota; Glomeromycetes; Entrophosporales; Entrophosporaceae. The record is from the annotation of a GenBank genome assembly.